Messenger RNA from Marasmius oreades (fairy-ring Marasmius), 603 nucleotides. RefSeq lists its product as uncharacterized. The transcript has 6 exons. Gene Ontology annotation, molecular function: RNA binding. The record is from RefSeq and is a predicted model, not a curated record. Lineage: Eukaryota; Fungi; Basidiomycota; Agaricomycetes; Agaricales; Marasmiaceae. The coding region runs from base 1 to 603 and encodes 200 amino acids.
AUGACCGAAGUCGACGCUACUCAACCGACCGCAAAUGACAGAGCAGAGAAUGUUGUUGACGACUCAGAGGAGGCAGAAAGCCAGGAAAUUAUGCUCAUGAAGCAACGCGUUGCUGAAAUGGAGAUGGAGGCCAAAAAACUUCGCGAGUUACAAGCUGCAGCUGAGGUUAACCAGAAAAAAGAACAACCCACGCCCAUGGAGACCGACGAGGACAAAAAUGAAAAUGCCGCUGAUAGUCGCAGUGUGUAUGUGGGGAACGUCGACUACAGUGCUACGCCUGAAGACAUUCAAGCUCACUUUCAGUCUUGUGGAACCAUUAACAGAGUAACUAUUCUUUGUGACAAAUUUACAGGACAUCCAAAAGGUUAUGCAUAUGUGGAAUUCGCUGAACCAGAACAUGUCGAUACUGCACUUGCAAUGGAUAAUUCACUUUUCCAUGGCAGGUUGAUCAAGGUCACCGCGAAAAGGACUAAUAUACCUGGCUUCAAUCGGGGACGGGGCAGGGGUGGCUAUAGAGGUGGCUACAGAGGUGGACACCGGGGUGCCAGUUCUGGUUAUAAUCCAUAUCGGGCGCGUGGAAGAGGUCGCGGAAGAGGAUACUAA